Balaenoptera acutorostrata (minke whale) is the source of this 2783-nucleotide messenger RNA. RefSeq names its product interleukin 1 receptor associated kinase 4 (gene IRAK4). The coding region runs from base 288 to 1670 and encodes 460 amino acids. The transcript has 13 exons. The record is from RefSeq and is a predicted model, not a curated record. Lineage: Eukaryota; Metazoa; Chordata; Mammalia; Artiodactyla; Balaenopteridae. Gene Ontology annotation, biological process: protein phosphorylation; signal transduction. Gene Ontology annotation, molecular function: protein serine/threonine kinase activity; ATP binding; magnesium ion binding.
CGGGGCGGGCUUGGUCAGGGCCUGACGGGUUGGGCCUGCCCCAGCAGUUCCUAGGGCCCGGGUUCCUCAACCGCUGGCUCAGCCACGCCGCGCCCCGCCCGCCCCCCGCUCCCCGCUCCCCGCGCCUGGGCAGAUGAAGAAACCAAAGUCCAGAGAAACUGAGUUAUUGACCCUGGUCACAGUUGGCUUGUGGAAGAGCUACAUUAGAACCCAGGCCCAGGCAACCUCAAAGUGCAUCUUCCAUCCACCCCUCUACACUCUCUUCUUCUGAUCAGACUGAAUAAAAGAUGAACAAACCCAUAACAGCAUCAACAUAUGUGCGCUGCCUCAAUCUUGGACUAAUUAGAAAGCUUUCAGAUUUUAUUGAUCCUCAAGAAGGAUGGAAGAAGUUAGCAGUUGCUAUUAAAAAACCAUCUGGUGAUGAUAGAUACAAUCAGUUUCACAUAAGGAGAUUUGAAGCAUUACUUCAAACUGGAAAAAGUCCCACUUGUGAAUUACUGUUUGACUGGGGCACCACAAAUUGCACAGUUGGUGAUCUCGUGGAUCUUUUGGUCCAAAAUGAGUUUUUUGCCCCUGCAAGUCUUUUGCUACCAGAUGCUGUUCCCAAAACUGUUAAUACACUGCCUUCUAAAGUCCCUGUAACAGUUCAGCAGAAACAUAUGCCCCUCUAUGGCAAAGACAGGACAUCUGUGAUAUCUGAUGAGAAUACUGAACAAAACUAUAUGCCACCUGACUCCUCACGUCCAGAAAAUAGAAGUUUAGAAGUUAGUGAUACACGUUUUCACAGUUUUUCAUUUUAUGAGUUGAAGGAUGUCACAAAUAACUUUGAUGAACGACCCAUUUCUGUCGGUGGUAACAAGAUGGGAGAGGGAGGAUUUGGAGUUGUGUAUAAAGGCUAUGUGAACAACAGGACUGUAGCAGUGAAGAAGCUUGCAGCAAUGGUUGACAUUAGUACUGAAGAACUGAAACAGCAGUUUGAUCAAGAAAUAAAAGUAAUGGCAAAGUGUCAACAUGAAAACUUAGUAGAACUACUUGGUUUCUCAAGUGAUGGAGAUGACCUCUGCUUAGUGUAUGUUUACAUGCCCAAUGGUUCAUUGCUAGACAGACUGUCUUGCUUGGAUGAUACUCUACCACUCUCUUGGUGCAUAAGAUGCAAGAUUGCUCAGGGUGCAGCUAAUGGCCUCAGUUAUUUACAUGAAAACCAUCAUAUUCAUAGAGAUAUUAAAAGUGCAAAUAUCUUACUAGAUGAAGACUUUACAGCCAAAAUAUCUGACUUUGGGCUUGCACGGGCUUCUGAGAAGUUUGCCCAAACAGUCCUGACAAGCAGAAUUGUGGGAACAACAGCCUAUAUGGCACCAGAAGCUUUGCGAGGAGAAAUAACAGCCAAAUCUGACAUCUACAGCUUUGGUGUGGUUUUACUAGAAAUAAUAACUGGACUUCCAGCUGUGGAUGAACACCGUGAACCUCAGUUAUUGCUGGAUAUUAAAGAAGAAAUUGAAGAUGAAGAAAAGACAAUUGAAGAUUAUAUUGAUACGAAAAUGAAUGACAUUGAUUCCACUUCCAUUGAAACUAUGUACUCUGUUGCCAGUCAAUGUCUGCAUGAAAAGAAAAAUAAAAGACCAGACAUUAAGAAGGUUCAACAACUGCUGCAAGAAAUGACAGCUUCUUAAAACUUUACUGGAAUAGACUUUUGGCUUUUUAUAUACAGCUAUCUAAAUCAUUUUUUAAACUAAGAUUUUUUUGUAAACAUUCUUCUUUACCUUUUACAAGGCAGCAUGCAGUGGUUAUUAAAGCUUGUGUAGAACCCCCAAUAUAUAGAACAAACAAAAGUAGAGCCGCCGUAGCAACACUUAGCCCUACUUUCACUCUGAGGUCUUACUGUAAUCCCUGAGAUCUCCUUGGAACCUUACCAAACACAGUAUGAAAACUCAGAAUUAGCAACAAAGAGGACUGAACUAUAGGGUGGAAAGACCCUGGGCUGAAGCCCGACUCCACUACUAAUUUUCUGUAAAGCUUUGGGCAACCUCUUAGCUGCUUUGAACCUUGGUUUUUUCACUUGUAACGUUGGACUAAUUAUCUACUGUGCCUCUCUGACAGGUAAUCAUGAAAAUCAAAUGAUACAGAAUAUGUACAGGCAUUUGUAACUUGUAAAGUGAUAUAAAAUUUAAUGUUUACAUAAAUGAUUGUAAAAUCCUAUUACAGUCAUUUGUUUAUAGGGUCAUGUUCACAGUGUGCUAUUUUAAGCAAUCAUUCACCAUAAGCCAAUUAUGCCCCGAUGAUACUCCCGUGAUGAUAUGGCCGUUGUUAGAUUAUGUUAUAUGGCAAAUUUGAAAGCAUUUUGCAGAUGCAGUUAUCGUCCCUCAUCAGCUGACUUUGAUUGUCAAUAAGGAGAUGCGGCUUUGGGGGCUGGACCUAAUAAGGUGAGCUUAGAAGAGCUUACAAGAAGUCCGAGAGAUUCUCCUGUGGGCCUUGAAGUAAGCUACCAUGCUGUAGGAAGGCCACAUUGGCUAAGAUCUAUGGGUGGCCUUUAGGAGAUGAAAGCUACCUUCCAGCUAUCAGCCAGCAAGAAAAAAUUGGAACCUUCGUUGUACAACCUCAAGAAACUGAAUUCUUCCAACAAACUAAAUUAGCUUAAAAGAGUGCUCCAGACUUCAGAUGAUAUCAUAGCCUCUGCUGACACCUAAAUUUAGGCCUUUUGAGACCCUCAGUAGCAAACAUGGACUUCUGUGCCUGGACUUCUGACAUGCAGAAUUGUGAGAUAAUAAAUAAGUUGCUAUAAGCCA